AUGGCCAACGAUACGGAGGUCUCAGGAGAGGAAGUAGAGGUGAUUGGAGAAAAUGUAGACCAUGAAAGGGAAGGUCAAGUUGUGGAAGGGGGUAGUUGGAACUGGUUUGACAGAGAUAUUGAGAGAGUGGAGUUGGACUGGACCAUAAAUAGGUCGAGGGUUGGUUCUGCUCCAGGAAAAGACAGGAUUGAGUACAAGGUUAUUAGGCUGUUGACCACAGAUUGGAGAAUGGCACUCUUGAAGAUCUUUAAUGACAUUUGGAGAGGGGGAGGGUUUCCCAAAAUAUGGAAGGAGGCCAUUUUGAAGUUUAUACCGAAGCAACAAAGGAGGGCUCUAAGGCCGAUUUCGUUGCUAGAUUGUUUAGGGAAAGUAUUAGAAAAGAUAGUCAAUGAAAGAUUGAGAGUUUGGGCGGAGGAGGAGGAUAGAAUAGAUAAGAACCAAAGUGGUUUUAGGAAGGGCAGGUCCACCUGGGAUAAUUUGGUCAUUUUAACCAGUUAUAUAAGGGAAAAUUUUGGGCUUGGAAAGGAAGUCAUAUGUGCUUUUGUAGAUGUUAAAGGGGCAUAUGAUAGUGUUAAUCAUGGGAAACUGGUUAUAGGCUUGAGGGAACUAGGUUGCCCGGUUAGGAUAGUGGGAUUUCUGGAAGGUUGGUUAAGGGAUAGGAAAUUGGAGGUGUUGAAGGCGGAUGGAGAGAGGGAUAGGAUGAGUAUCUUGAGGGGAUUGCCUCAGGGAUCUCUCUUGAGUCCUCUACUGUAUAAUUUAUAUACAUCAGGAGUGGGACAGGUGAUUAGGGAACUAGAGGUGAAAAUCUUACAGUAUGCGGAUGAUAUAGCUGUGUAUUUGGAGUAUGUAGAUAGAGAGGGGGGAGUUAGGAGGCUGGAAGAAGCGUUGGAAAGACUUAGAGAGUAUUUGGCGGAAUUGGAUCUGGAAAUAGCUCCGGAGAAAACCCAGAUUCUGACGUUCUCGGGAAGGAAGGGAAGUAUUAGUAGCUUGGGCAGUAGGAUAUGCUUAGGGGAUAUAGAUGUGGAAGAAGUUGGGCAGGCAAG
Megachile rotundata (alfalfa leafcutting bee) is the source of this 1043-nucleotide messenger RNA. RefSeq names its product RNA-directed DNA polymerase from mobile element jockey-like. Lineage: Eukaryota; Metazoa; Arthropoda; Insecta; Hymenoptera; Megachilidae. The record is from RefSeq and is a predicted model, not a curated record.